Molecule: messenger RNA, 1059 nt
Organism: Penicillium alfredii
Lineage: Eukaryota; Fungi; Ascomycota; Eurotiomycetes; Eurotiales; Aspergillaceae
Product: hydroxymethylglutaryl-CoA lyase
Exons: 2
Coding region: 1-1059 (352 amino acids)
Biological process (GO): ketone body biosynthetic process; L-leucine catabolic process
Molecular function (GO): hydroxymethylglutaryl-CoA lyase activity
Source: RefSeq, a predicted model, not a curated record
AUGGCAGCUCGCUCCCGAAUGCGUCUGUUCUCAGCUCUCCGUGGCCUUUCGACGCGCCGCUUUGCGACUGAGUCGCGGCUAACCUCGGACCAUGUCCGCAUCGUCGAAGUUGGCCCUCGGGACGGCCUACAGAAUGAAAAGAAGUCUAUCUCAAAAGAGACAAAAAUCCAGCUCAUUGAGCGACUGGCUAACACGGGCGUGACCACCAUCGAGGCCGGUUCUUUUGUCCCGGCCAAAUGGGUACCUCAGAUGGCGAGUACAGCCGAGAUCUGUGAGCAUCUGCUCACCUCGCCUCCCCUGUCACAGCAUGCCAUCACGUACAACUACCUCGUCCCCAACGUGAGGGGACUGGAGAAUCUAGUCAAGAUCAUGGAGGGCACAGGCGUGCCGGCUGAAUCGGCGGGCUCGGCAUCGAAACCAGCAACCACAACGGAGGUGUCACUCUUCGCAGCAGCCACCGAGGCGUUUUCCAAAGCCAACACCAACUGCACCGUAGCAGAAUCGCUCGAGCGCAUCAAGCCGAUUGUCGCGCUGGCCAAAACCAAGAACAUCCGAGUGCGCGGGUACGUCUCGGUGGCCCUGGGCUGUCCCUACGAAGGCCCGGAGGUCAACCCUUCCAAGGUGGCCGAUAUUACCGCCACGCUCCUGGAGAUGGGUGCCGACGAGGUGUCGGUGGCGGACACCACGGGUAUGGGGACCGCUCCGCGGACGAUGGAGCUGUUGCAGACGCUCAAGGCAGCUGGUAUUGCCAACACGGACCUGGCGCUACAUUUCCACGAUACCUAUGGGCAGGCUCUAGUCAACACGAUUGUAAGUCUGGAGCAUGGCGUCCGGAUUUUCGAUAGCAGUGUUGGCGGACUGGGUGGCUGUCCGUAUUCCAAGGGUGCCACGGGAAAUGUGGCAACCGAAGAUCUCAUCCACACAGUUCAUAGUCUGGGAAUGCACACGGGGAUUAAUCUGGAGGAAAUGUCGCGCAUUGGGUCGUGGAUCAGCGAAGUGUUGGGCCGGGAGAACGCAAGCCGAGCAGGGAAGGCGACGCUGGCUCGUCUCUCGGAAUGA